AUGGCUGCCAUGCGGUAAGCUUUCAGUCAAAUAAGCAGCCUGGUCUUCCUCUGCUUAGCAUCCAGGCCUGUUAGUCAUUCAAGAUGGCGGAUGUUCGAGAGAGACUCGAAAGACGUAACGAAGAGCGAUUGGCAGCGAUCGAGAAACGUAAAGCUGACAAAGAAAGCAAAGAACAGCCAUCAGAAAAUGUAGAGUACAUCACAUCAACUUUUUCUAAAGAGAAGAGAGAAAUAGAUGAGCAGUUAUGCAAAAGUGCCACUUUAAUCGAAGCCGGGAAUAAAAUGAAGGCCGUUGAAUUCUUUGAUAUGCUGUCAGAGAAGUGCCAAAAACUUCAAAAAUUUGUGGCCGAUUCAGCAAUGUUUUUGCCUUCUCGUGACAUACAAGUCUUACAGGAGACCGUAAAGACUUUACAACAAGAUAUUAAUGAGAAGAGGGAAGAAUAUCUGCCCAAGAAAAAGUUUGCUUUCAAAGCGAGAAAGAAAGAGGCGCCAAACAAGGAUGGACCUGUCAUUCAAGAGACAAAGAACAAAGAGUUUCCUUUACCAGCAACAGAAAAAAAGCUUUUAGAUUCCGGUCUUGGUUUUCUAGGAGUAGCAGAUCAAACACUAACCAUGGAUCAAUCACAGGUGAAAAAUCAAGACAUCACUUUAAGAAAUCUUCAAAACUGCACAGUAAUAAUCUAUGGUGCACCAUCUGCAUUGCUUAUGAACAAACUGAUGGGAUGUACAAUCUUAUGUGGACCUGUGUCUGGAGCGGUAUUCAUUGAAGAUUGUGUGAAAUGUGAUUUUGUCUUUCCUUGUCAUCAGCUGCGAGUUCAUUGCACAACUGACAGCAAGUUUUAUCUUCAUGUCACCAGUAGGGCUAUUGUCGAGGACUGUUCCAAUGUAGGUUUUGCUCCUUUUAACUGGGAGUAUGAAAAUCUACAGAAUGAUUUUAAAUUGGCUGGUCUUGAUCCUUUAGAAAAUAACUGGUCUCUUGUCAAUGAUUUUAACUGGCUGAAAGCUGAUGUGCCUUCUCCCAAUUGGUUCAUAAUAAGUGAGGGUGAGCGCAUACAUAAGUGGAGCAUGUGAACAUGUUUGAGAAGCUUUUCAUAGCAUGAGCCCCAAAUGAAACUCACAUAUUCUUGUAAAAAAGAGAUCUUUCAUGGAAAGACUAGUUGGUCAAGUUUUUAGUUUACUUAACGAUACAAUAUAGUCGUUAUUGUAAAAUCUAAUGUUACCGGUAGUAGUUUUCGUCACAUGAAUUGAGAUUUCUGUGAGUGAAACACCUGGUAAUUAAAACUUUUAUAAGCCACAUGUGGGUAUCUA
This is a messenger RNA of Stylophora pistillata, 1307 nucleotides long. RefSeq names its product tubulin-specific chaperone C. Gene Ontology annotation, cellular component: cytoplasm. The record is from RefSeq and is a predicted model, not a curated record. Lineage: Eukaryota; Metazoa; Cnidaria; Anthozoa; Scleractinia; Pocilloporidae. Gene Ontology annotation, molecular function: tubulin binding. Gene Ontology annotation, biological process: tubulin complex assembly; post-chaperonin tubulin folding pathway.